GCAUUUAUUUUUUAUGCCCUACUUCUCUGACCUAAAAGCUCCCAUCCUACCCCUCUGCAGAUGCAUUCUUACUGAGACACGACACCUGAAGGUUCCUGUGUUUGUUGACCCAGGACCCUGCAUUCACUAUAUCUGGUCUCCCCGGACCCUGCAUUCACUAUAUCUGGUCUCCCCGGACCCUGCAUUCACUAUAUCUGGUCUCCCCGGACCCUGCACUCACUAUAUCUGGUCUCCCUGGACCCUGCAUUCACUAUAUCUGGUCUCCCCGGACCCUGCUUCACUAUAUCUGGUCUCCACGGAUCCUGCAUUCACUAUAUCUGGUCUCCCCAGACCCUGCAUUCACUAUAUCUGGUCUCCGCGGACACUGCAUUCACUAUAUCUGGUCUCCCCGGACCCUGCAUCCACUAUAUCUGGUCUCCGCGGACCCUGCAUUCACUAUAUCCGGUCUCCCCGGACCCUGCAUUCACUAUAUCUGGUCUCCCGGAGCCUGCAUUCACUAUAUCUGGUCCCCCACAGUACACAAAACAUGGAAAUGCAAUUAUCUUAGUAAAUAUAAACUGCUAA
Molecule: messenger RNA, 564 nt
Organism: Staurois parvus
Lineage: Eukaryota; Metazoa; Chordata; Amphibia; Anura; Ranidae
Source: the annotation of a GenBank genome assembly